UAUUACCUUAACUAAUUUGUCAGGUUCAACCUCCAAUCACACUUUAUUACUGUUUUAAACAAAAAUUAUAAAACCAACCAUAAACUCGUUUCUUUGCAUUGAGUUCUGUUCUUCUGUGAGAAUCUAUUUUGCGAUUCAGAAAAAAAAGAAAAAAAUGUUAGCAGUUUUUGACAAAUCUGUGGCGAAGAGUCCAGAGGGUUUACAGAGUCCUGAAUCAAACUCAGUUUCAUCACUCAAAGAUGGUUUUUUGGCUCAACAUUUUGCAUCUCUAAACCCUUCUUCUGUUACCCUUAAUCUUGCUUCUUCUGGUCUCUUAGCUUAUUCUGUUCACAAAGACAACCCUUUACUCCCUAGGCUGUUUGCAGUUGUGGAUGACAUCUUCUGCUUGUUUCAAGGCCACAUUAACAAUGUUGCGAAUCUUAAACAACAAUAUGGAUUGAACAAAACAGCAAAUGAGGUGACCAUUAUUAUAGAGGCUUACAGGACUCUGAGAGAUCGUGGUCCCUAUCCGGCUGAUCAAGUUGUGAGAGAUUUCCAAGGCAAAUUUGCAUUUAUCCUGUUUGAUAGUAGUUCAAAAGCUGUGUUUGUUGCUGCUGAUGCUGACGGGAGCGUUCCCUUCUUCUGGGGAAUUGAUGCUGAUGAAAGUCUAGUUCUUUCAGAUGACACGGAGAUUGUUCGUAAGAGCUGUGGCAAAUCUUAUGCACCUUUUCCUAAAGGAUGCUUCUUUACAACUUCUGGAGGUUUGAGGAGUUUCGAGCAUCCGCUUAACGAGCUGAAGCCGAUACCAAGGAUUGAUAGUUCUGGUCAGGUCUGUGGUUCAACUUACAAGGUCGAUGCUGAUUCUAAGAAGGAAACAACCGGCAUGCCAAGAGUUGGGAGCGCUGCUAACUGGUCUUCUGAUUACUGAUUUCAACUCCAUUUCGUUUGAACUACUAAAGGCAUCAUUUGUUCCUGUUAUCAUCAGAUGAGACUUGCAAUCUAAAUAUUAAGAUGAUACUUUCUUGGCACAUAUGAUGUAAUAAUAUCGACUUUCGCAUUGAUUUUUUCGUGGAAUGUUGACAAUUUGAUGUAGUUAUUUGGAUCUUAUUUACUUUGACUUUGUUUUACUCCUACAUAAACUGUUAAUGUGAUGGAUAUUCAAA
Molecule: messenger RNA, 1142 nt
Organism: Trifolium pratense (red clover)
Lineage: Eukaryota; Viridiplantae; Streptophyta; Magnoliopsida; Fabales; Fabaceae
Product: stem-specific protein TSJT1-like
Exons: 4
Coding region: 155-907 (250 amino acids)
Source: RefSeq, a predicted model, not a curated record